Messenger RNA from Cadophora gregata, 2300 nucleotides. RefSeq lists its product as uncharacterized. The coding region runs from base 1 to 2172 and encodes 723 amino acids. Gene Ontology annotation, molecular function: ferric-chelate reductase activity. The record is from RefSeq and is a predicted model, not a curated record. Gene Ontology annotation, cellular component: plasma membrane. Gene Ontology annotation, biological process: iron ion transport; copper ion import; intracellular iron ion homeostasis. NCBI's taxonomy places the organism in Eukaryota, Fungi, Ascomycota, Leotiomycetes, Helotiales, Ploettnerulaceae. The transcript has a single exon.
AUGAAGACAUUGAGCGAAUUUGUUGAAUCAUCACUGGAAUCUGUUCGGCCAGGAUCGCGCCCGGUCGGAGGCCCUGAACUACCGGCAGCAGGAGAUAAAACCUCAAAGGAAUACCAAGGCCCAAAACCUGCAGACACCAAAGCAACUGGGGCGGCAGCUGCUGCACCUGUGGCUACGACUCCUGUGAAGGCACCUGCUCCAUCUGCGAGCGAGGAUGUCAAGGAAGAAGAAACAAAGGUCCUUGCUGCGCCCGAUGCGCUUUACAUGCAACAGAUCUUCUGGAUAUUCAUUGGAACUGCCAUUGGUGUGACGGUCAUUGUGAAUGGCCUCAACAAACUCCUCUAUCACCAGCGCAUAUCUGCGGCUCGGGAUAAUCCCACUGCAGCAAAACCAAAGUCUCUAUUUUUCCGGGUCCAUGCUACGAUUGCAGCGGUUAUCAGAGAAUAUGGCUACUACUCCUUGCCAGUAACCAUCCGGAAAACACAAAUUUACGUCGCACCUUUAGGCCCGUCAACAAUAUUGAUUGCGUAUCUGGUUCUGAUCAUCGUCUGUUGUUUAUACGGUUUCAAUACGGAAAAUAUCCGACAAUGGGAAGAUGUGGGAUACAGGGCAGGAUGCAUCGCCAUAGCACAGCUGCCUCUCAUCGUCGUCCUAGCUGCAAAGCGGAACUUCAUUGGCUAUUUCACUGGCCUUGGUUACGAACGACUGGCCUGGCUCCAUCGCUGGAUUGCUCGAGCCCUUCUUUUCACAGUCGUGAUCCAUGCGGGAUUCUUUCUAUGUGAAUGGGGAAAGUACGAUUACAUAAUGAUCAAGAUCAAAGCAGAUUCUAUAACGCAGAAAGGCAUAGCAGCUGCUGGUGUCUUGGUGUGGAUCAUCGUAUCGUCAGUUGCGCCCAUUCGUGGACUGUCCUACGAAGUAUUUGUCGUUCAACACAUCACAUCGUGGCUCGGACUUGUUGCAGCGACCUACAUGCAUGUUCCAGCGGAGAAUCGGAUAUGGCUUUGGGUGCCCCUUGCAUUCUGGGGGUUCGAUCGGCUGGUGCGCGCAGUCUAUCUCGUCUACAACAAUCUGGCUGUCUUUCACCCAAAUAGCUCGGGAUUUUUGGCCUGCAAAGCUACCUUCGAGCCUUUGGAUGACAGCCACACCCGGGUCACCAUCUCAAAUCCACCUGUCAAAUGGGAAGCAGGACAGCAUCUCUUCUUAGCUUACCAUGUCGUUGCCCCUCUAUCAUCACACCCGUUCACAAUAUCUAGCAUUCCAUCAGAUGGCAGAAUCGAAUUUGUAGUUCGAGCCAAGAAAGGAGCCACCAAGAGGUUCUUCAAAUAUGCAGAGAAAUCAUACCCGAGUGGACAAAACUCUACUAGAAACUCGGGAAGAUCAGUCUUCAUCGAUGGGCCGUAUUCUCGUAUCCGACCAUUGAGACAAUUUGAUAGCGUAGUCUUCAUUGCUGGAUCUACUGGAGCAACAUUCACAGUUCCUCUGAUGCGAGAUAUCGUUCAGCAAUGGAAAGGUUUGGGUCAAUCCCGCAAAACGCAUUUCGACCCUCCUCCCGGUGCUGUUACUAGGUACAUCCGUUUCGUCUGGGUAGUUAAGCAAAGCUCUGCCAUCAACUGGUUUGCAUCUGAACUCGACCGCUCAAUUCGUGAUGUGGAUAAUCUAAGACAAGACGGCUACUGCGUCGGUCUUGAUAUGAGCAUCUACGUCACAUGUGAUCAAGACAUGACGAGUGGGCUAGCAUCAUCCAGAGAUUCCUCUAGCUCCCUUGAGGUUGAUGAGAAACGCCUCAUUACUUCUGAAGUUCGCCGCUACCCAUCCGCAGAGUGUCCAUGCAGAAAGCUCGUCACGGACGAAAAUGCAAUUGUACCUGUCUGCGAAUGCGACCCAGCGCCCUUCAUACGACCUUCCAGUUCUCGCGCCAGCAGCUACUUUUCAGGGAGUAGCGUUGUGGAUAAUCGCAUUGCGAUUUUGAGUGGAAGACCAGAUGUCAGUGAGAUUAUUACGGGAACAGCGGAAUGUGCGUUGGGAGAGAUGGCUGUUGUGGUUUGUGGACCGCAAGGCCUGGUGCAGAGGACUAGGAAUACAGCGGCUGCUGUGAGUGAUGAAAGGGGUGUGCAUAAGGGGACUGGGGCACAGGGAAUUUAUGUCCACGCGGAAACUUUUGGGUAUGCUUGAUUACAGGUUGGGUGAUGGGUUAGGCAAUCCGGCUGGUUGGAGUUCAGGGUUGUGGGAAAGAGGGCCUGGGAUAGGCUCUGGCUCAUGAGAAUGAUUUAUGACAUCUGUACUGUACGUGCUUUAGGAAU